Messenger RNA from Misgurnus anguillicaudatus (oriental weatherfish), 948 nucleotides. Lineage: Eukaryota; Metazoa; Chordata; Actinopteri; Cypriniformes; Cobitidae. The record is from RefSeq and is a predicted model, not a curated record.
CUGAUAAUAAUGUGUUUUUAAUAUGAUACAUACACGUAACAAAUAAAUAUGUUGUGCUUUUAAAAAAACAGAACAAUUAGUUUUAUAUAAUACUAAGUAAUAUUUCGCGACCAUGACAUCACAAUGCGGCGACUUGCUUGACAGUUAUCACCACACAGCACGCAGCUGCACGUGCAAAUCACAACCGCAGAAAUGGAUAAAUUUGUAAUUCGCACAUCAAAAAAUGCUGAGAAAAUUGUGGACAGUCUGCCUGAGGAAUCUGAACCAAGUUCAUCAACUAAACAUAAAACCAAAGCCUCUUCUGGACAAAGUAGAAAACGUCGGAAAUAUCAAGAUGAUUUCAUAAAGUAUGGAUUUACUUAUUCUACCGUCAACGACGUACAACAUCCUCAGUGUGUAAUCUGUUCGGAAGUGCUCGCCAGUGAAAGUAUGAAGCCGGCAAAAAUGCAGAGACAUCUGGAGACAAAGCAUCCUAAUUGUGUUGAAAAGCCUUUAGACUUUUUCCGUCGAAAGGAGAAGGAAUUACAGUGUCAAAAGCGCAUAAUUGCACAACAAACCAAAGUUACUGCGAAUGCUCUGGAGGCAUCUUAUGAGGUUGCGUACUUAAUAGCGCAGACUAAAAAACCACACACAAUCGGGGAAACACUUAUAAAGCCUGCUGCUGUGGCUAUGUGUCGGGCCAUGCAUGGUGAGAAAAUAGCAAGUGAGCUUAUGACUGUCCCGUUGUCGAAUGACACAGUAGCUCGCCGCAUACAUGAUAUGGCAAAAGACAUUAAGAGUCAGUUGAUUGACAGAACAUGUGGGAAAAAGUAUGCACUACAAAUCGAUGAAUCAACCGAUGUGUCUAAUUCUGCUCAGUUGCUGGCAUUCAUCAGAUACACAUUUGACAAAAAACUCCACGAGGAUAUGCUCUUCUGCUCCGCGAUGGAGGGGACUUGGAGGCAGUGA